Molecule: messenger RNA, 501 nt
Organism: Fusarium odoratissimum NRRL 54006
Lineage: Eukaryota; Fungi; Ascomycota; Sordariomycetes; Hypocreales; Nectriaceae
Exons: 4
Coding region: 1-501 (166 amino acids)
Source: RefSeq, a predicted model, not a curated record
AUGGUAUCCCAGAUCACCAGCGGCUCGGUCAACCCAUGGACCCUUAUGCAUGUAGACGAUCCGGGCCUCCUGACCGCCCAGCCGGAUUUAUCCAACGCCGCUAGGAGUGAUAGCAGUCUUGGCCCACUGCCACAGGUAACUGGACAAGCCAGUUCGCGACCUGAUGAGCUCAGUUUCGUAAUCUUGGGAACCUCAAGUGUUGAAGCAGCUGAAAUCGCCAGCCUGUUGGAAGCGGAGCUCAGACAGGCACAUCAUCGAUACAAGCAUUGCACCGUUGCAUCUCCAGCAACAUGUUUAGCGGCAUUGAAAGCGAACUCAGCAACUCACGUUUUCGUCAUAUUCGACGAUGUCGUGGGUGAUGUUGAGGACACAGUCUCAGACGAGUUAUGCGACGAAAAGACUCUAGGAAUUGCCGCCAACGUGCUGGCUCUGUUACGGGACGAACUCAACCUCAAAAUGAGCCUCACGAUAUUGCAGGACUUGGACCUGAAGGAUGCCUAG